Gracilinanus agilis (Agile Gracile Mouse Opossum) is the source of this 992-nucleotide messenger RNA. RefSeq names its product osteoclastogenesis associated transmembrane protein 1 (gene OSTM1). The record is from RefSeq and is a predicted model, not a curated record. Lineage: Eukaryota; Metazoa; Chordata; Mammalia; Didelphimorphia; Didelphidae. Gene Ontology annotation, cellular component: cytosol. Bases 1 to 846 code for a protein of 281 amino acids. The transcript is spliced from 5 exons.
AUGGGCUUCGGAAGAGCUCUGCCGUGGAGGCAGCUGCUACUGGCGCUCCUGCCGGGGCUCUGUCUGGGCCUGAGCCAGAGCCACUUUUUCCCCGGCGGCCUGGGCUCUGGGGCGCCGGCACUGGACCUCCGCCGCGGCCCGGUCCUGCUGUCAGAGCAGCCGCUGCUGGAGGCGCAGGACUUGUCCCUGUCGCUGCUGCAAGGCCAAGGGCUCGGCCCGCUCUCUCUGCCUCCGGACCUGCCGGAGCUGGAACCCGAAUGCCGGGAGCUGCUACUUGACUUCGCCAACAGCAGCGCGGAGAUGACGGAAUGCCUGGUGCGCAGCGCCCGGCCUGUGCGCCUGUGCCAGAACUGCUACCCACUCUUCCAGCAAGUCACCAUCAAGAUGGACAACAUCAGUCGAGCGGUCGGGAAUGCUUCAGAGAGCCAUAAUUGUGCCAAAAAUCUCUUGAUGUCAGACAGGAUGCAAAUUGUAGUGAUUCUUUCUGAGUUUUUUAAUACUACAUGGCAAGAAGCAAACUGUGCAAAUUGUUUAACAAAUAACAGUGAAGAACUAUCAAACAGCACAAUUCGGUUCCUUGAUUUAUUCAAUCAGACUUUGACUUGCUUUAAGCAUAACCUUCAGAUGAACAUUACUCGAAAACUUUGGAGUCGAACUUUCAACUGUACAGUUCCCUGCAGUGAUACAGUUCCUGUAAUUGCUGUUUCAGUAUUCAUUCUCUUUUUACCAGUAGUUUUCUAUCUUAGUAGCUUUCUUCAUUCAGAACAAAAGAAAAGAAAACUCAUUCUGCCUAAGCGUCUUAAAUCCAGUACCAGCUUCGUAAGCAUUCAAGAAAAUUCAAACUAAAGGCAAAAAAUGGUGAACUGAAAUUAUAGUCCAUGAAUAAACGGUAAAGGAAGAAUGUGGAGAGAAGAUAACUGAUCUACGGUUUAACCAACAAUUCUAUUAGUGAUUGCUAAAUGACUUAGCUAAAAAUCUUAAUAUAGGUCAGA